CCCAGCAGGGAUUCCCAGUGACUCCAGUGACUCCCAGUGACUCCCAGCAGGGAUUCCCAGUGAUUCCCAGUGACUCCCAGCACUGAUUCCCAGCAGGAAUUCCCAGCGGGACACCGGGUUAGCAUGACCGAGGUGGAACCCGUGCUGGACUUCGCAUCCUCCGGCAGGACGGGCCGGCGCAAUGCCCUGCCCGACAUCCUGGGCUCGCCUGCCGGCGUCAGCCCCGCCGACCUGCCCCUCAAACUGGCCGAGAUGUCCCUGAGCGCAGGCAGUGCCCAGGACAUGCAGUCGCCCUCAGCGGAGGCGCCCCCUCCGCAGCCGCCCAGCCCCGAGCUGAAGGACACGUCCUAACCCCGCCCGGGGGGACAUUUGUGACCGGCGGAGGAAGGAGGGGGCUGCGGGCACCAGCCCAGCUCUCCUGGCUCGGCCGGAGCCCGCUGGGAUUUCCUCGGUGCUGCCGCAGCGGGACCCCGGAGCGUCCCCCCGGCCGUGCGGGA
Agelaius phoeniceus (red-winged blackbird) is the source of this 497-nucleotide messenger RNA. Lineage: Eukaryota; Metazoa; Chordata; Aves; Passeriformes; Icteridae. The record is from RefSeq and is a predicted model, not a curated record.